This is a messenger RNA of Lampris incognitus (smalleye Pacific opah), 1146 nucleotides long. RefSeq names its product teleost multiple tissue opsin 2b (gene tmtops2b). Bases 1 to 1146 code for a protein of 381 amino acids. NCBI's taxonomy places the organism in Eukaryota, Metazoa, Chordata, Actinopteri, Lampriformes, Lampridae. Gene Ontology annotation, biological process: visual perception; G protein-coupled receptor signaling pathway. The transcript is spliced from 4 exons. The record is from RefSeq and is a predicted model, not a curated record. Gene Ontology annotation, cellular component: membrane; photoreceptor outer segment. Gene Ontology annotation, molecular function: G protein-coupled receptor activity.
AUGUUUUCGGAACAGGCAGAUCUGAACUACAGCUUCAACGUGAGCGACGUGUGGGAACGGGAUGACCUGCCGAGCGACAGGGAGACCCUCUCCCGGCCCGGCUUCAUCGUGCUGUCCGUGGUGCUGGGCUUGAUCAUGACCUUUGGGUUUCUCAACAACUUCAUCGUCUUGCUGCUCUUUUGCAAAUUCAAGACGCUGCGCACGCCGGUCAACAUGCUGCUGCUGAACAUCAGCGUCAGCGACAUGAUGGUGUGCGUGUUCGGCACCACGCUGAGCUUUGCCUCCAGCGUCCGGCGGAGGUGGCUCCUCGGCCGCCACGGCUGCAGCUGGUACGGCUUCAUCAACUCGUGUUUCGGUAUCGUGUCACUCAUCUCACUGGUGAUCCUCUCAUAUGACCGCUACAGCACGCUGACCGUGUACAACAAGCGUAGUCCAGACUACCGGAAGCCCCUCCUGGCUGUGGGAGGCUCCUGGCUGUACUCAUUGCUGUGGACGGUGCCUCCUCUUCUUGGUUGGAGCAGCUACGGCACAGAGGGCGCCGGAACGAGCUGCUCUGUGUCCUGGAAGGUUCGGACGCCCCAGUCACACGCCUACAUCAUCUGCCUCUUCAUCUUCUGCCUGGGUCUACCCAUCAUGGUUAUGGUCUACUGCUAUAGCCGGCUGCUCUGGGCCGUCAAACAGGUGGGGAAGAUCCGCAAGACAGCGGCCCGGCGGAGAGAGUACCACAUACUCUUCAUGGUUCUGACGACGGUGGUCUGCUACCUGCUGUGCUGGAUGCCCUACGGCGUGGUGGCCAUGAUGGCAACGUUCGGCCCGCCGGACAUCAUCAGCCCCGUGGCGAGUGUGGUGCCUUCCCUACUGGCCAAGAGCAGCACCGUCAUCAACCCUCUCAUUUACAUAUUCAUGAACAAACAGUUCUACAGGUGCUUCCUGAUUCUGUUUCACUGCAAGCGGCGGCUGAUGGAGAACGGACAGUCCUCGAUGCCCUCCAAGACCACCGCCAUCCAGCUCAACAACAGGGUCUACACUAACACGGUGGCGUGCACCGCCCAGCUCUCCACCGGGAUUCAAAACCAGGGGUGCAGCACCCUGGCCUCCGAGCGCAGCAACCCCCCAAAGUCUCCUUCUGAGCGCCGACAGCCUUGA